AUGAUUACAUGGCUCUCCCGAUUUGAAAGUGCAACACUUUCCACUUGGUCCCAUGAUUCUCGCCGACUUACCAAGCUUGGCGCUUCCAAAAAUCCCGAUGCAUUUAGUUCUUCGCUGGGCUCAUUGGCAUACAAACCACCACCUUCCAAGCCGAUCAAAGAUCGAAAAUUCCUUGUGAGAGAUUGGACACCCUGGUUAGGGUGGAACAACGUGCGAUAUACUAUAGAGACCGGAUUAUUGAUUGCAAACCUACUAGGAAGAGAGCUGGUCCUCCCUGGUUUCACUUACGCAACUGGCUGCGAUUUUGAUGAUGAGGUUUGCGCAAAACUGACACCAAUGUUCGUUCAUGGGGUUCCUGUCGAUCUUUCAACCGUGUCUAACCGGUCACAGUACCCCGACCCGGAUGAGGGCACGAAUAUACUAAGCCCACUCCUACCCAGUCAAAACUGGAAAGGAUGGGUUUUACCACUGGAUGUUAUGCUCGAUUUACCGUACCUUCAAUUCAAUUGGAACAGCUCAAUCAGCCUCCCCGAAUUUUUGCAAUUGACUUCCCCGGGGACCAAGCAUGCAUCUCUUCUUGGGCAAUCUAGCGGCAAGUGGUCCGAACACAACAACAAUGGCCUAUCUUAUCGCAAGAUCGCGAAUGCAAAGUUUACAAACUUCUCUACAACAGUGCUUGAUCGACUACCUCUACCAGUUGAACCGCUCAUCCCAAAAGAUGAUACAAAUGUCACACUUUCUUCAUCAAUUCCUCUCAAAGUAAUUCAAAAAUGUCAAGCCACUUUACAAAAAGUAGAUCAAUUGCAACCCAGGUUUCGACAAAAACGCGACUCGUCAAAACCUGCUCAAGAUCUUACAAGCUUUCCUUCUUGGAAUGACGAUUUGAUCCAGGGUGAUCAGAUGACCGGUGAACUUUCCCAUCACGAUAAUGAUCUCCUGGAACGUUGUAUUGCUUCGCAUGGGUAUCGCACUGCCUAUGGGUAUACACUAGAUGGAUGGUGGAUGAAGGCUCCUUAUGGCCCUACCAAAUACUUUCGCAAGGUUGAAACCAUGAUAGGAUGGUGGGAUGAGUUACACGCCUACGACGAAUCCAUCUUGCACAUCGAAGGUGAACUCCACAACGGUUUCCCACCAGGUUCAAUGCUCUGGACCACCCUCGAGGGCCGUCAAAACUUUGAGAAGCUGGUUCGAACCGCCAUGAGACCCCCAGACUUGUAUGACCGAGUUGCUGCCAAGUUAGAAAAGAGGAUGCGUGAGCGGUGUCAAGGGAGGGCUUGGAGAGCUGGUCACAUGAGAAGAGGUGAUUUUAUUGCAUAUCAGUGGACUGCCAAGAACAUCACGAAGCAGUACGAUCGCAUAGAAUCAAAUAUCAAUGCAUCAGUGGCUCUAUUGAAAUCAGAAACAGGACUCUUAUCACCCGCUCACAAGGCUUAUGACACCAGUUUAGAAGCACCUAGAACUGAAGAUCCUUUUUAUCUCGCCACAAAUGUUCGAUCAAAAGAAGAGAUCGCCUUUUUGAGAACGAAAAACGUGGUCCUAUUGAAUGACUUGUUAGAUGAGACCGACAAAGCAGACCUCGGAUUUAGCGCUCCAUUCACAGACACAUUGGCGAUUGUAGAACAGUGCCUCAUCAUGCGUUCGGCUUUCUUCUAUGGCGAUGGUCAUUCAUCAGUUGCUGGAUGGAUUCUAAAUCGAAGAAACUUUUUUGGAAUUGACGAAAAAUUGACUAAAAUUGAAUAUCUCAAGCAACCUGGAGAUGGCCAAUGA
Messenger RNA from Melampsora larici-populina 98AG31, 1767 nucleotides. RefSeq lists its product as uncharacterized. The record is from RefSeq and is a predicted model, not a curated record. NCBI's taxonomy places the organism in Eukaryota, Fungi, Basidiomycota, Pucciniomycetes, Pucciniales, Melampsoraceae. Bases 1 to 1767 code for a protein of 588 amino acids. The transcript is spliced from 11 exons.